Lolium perenne is the source of this 1964-nucleotide messenger RNA. RefSeq lists its product as uncharacterized. NCBI's taxonomy places the organism in Eukaryota, Viridiplantae, Streptophyta, Magnoliopsida, Poales, Poaceae. The record is from RefSeq and is a predicted model, not a curated record.
GUUAGCUGCCCACGAUUGGCACGACGUGCACUCGCCACUAUCUCAUGCACGUCCUGUGCAGUUGUACCGUGAACCUGUAUAUAUACAUGAGCAAUGCAAUACAGAGCACCCAAGGUGCAUCGCCAAACUCUUCUUCCCGAUCACAUGGUAUCAGACGCCAACUCCUCCUCGUCCCUGUAAAAGCCUUCGCUUCCGCUGCUCUCACCGGCGCCCGCCGGCAUGGCUACUCCACCUCCUCCACCUCCCCCACCACCGGCUGGCACCGGCCUUGCCGGCGCUCUCUCACCCAGCGCCACCAACCCACUCCCCACCCCUCGCCCGCUCCUCACACCAGCUGCACUUGCUGCGGCCGCGGCCACCACGGCGGUCGUCACCACUCCCGCUGCAGCGCCUGCUCCUGCCGCGGCGGCUCCCCUCUCUUCACCUCUCGCGGGCGUCUUCAUCAACCAACACGUCCCGUUUGUGCUGUCGCUCAACCCUCCCAACUACACCCAAUGGCGUACUCUGUUCGAGGUCACCUUCACCAAGACGGGCGUCGACGACCACAUCCACAACCCUCCCAGCGCGGCGUCGCCCUACUGGCUCCAAGACGAUGCCUACAUCGUCUCCUGGCUCUACAACCGGGUGAGUCCCGAGAUCUUCGGCCUCAUCCACCAGCGCCACGCCACCGCCGCACAACUGUGGGACUCCAUCGGCACGCUGUUCAUGGCGAACCGCGAGCACCAGGCCGUCUUCCUCGCCACCGAAUUCCGGCGCAUCGAGCAGGGCUCCUCCAACAUCAUCACCUACUUCGCUCGCCUCAAGGAGUGCGCCGAUCGCCUUGCCGAUCUCGGCGAGCCGGUCACUGAUCGCGACCAGGUGUUGAACAUGUUCCGUGGACUGCAUCCUCGCCUACACUAUGCCCUGCCUAUACUGACCAUGCAGAGUCCCUUCCCGUCCUUCCUCCGCUGCCGCGCCUUUCUGCUUCUGGAGGAAAGCCGCGCGACCGCGCACACGGACAGCACCUCCUCCGAUGUGGCGCUCCAUGCUGCUCGCGCGCCCCAGCCCAACACCGGCAACAACGCCUCCACUGGCGGAGGAAGCCAUUCUGGCGGGGGCGGCUCCUACAGCGGCGGGGGCGGCAACAACAACGACGGGGGGCGCGGCAGGCGCCGCGGCAAGGCCCCUGCCACCGCGCCAUCCAACUCCUGUGGGGGGUCAGGCUACACCCCUCGCCCGUACGCGCCGCCCACUCCAUCUGCGGCGCCCUGGACUGGCAUGGUCCACGCCUGGGCCAUGCCCUGGCGCCCUCAUGCUCCUGGUGCCGGCAUCCUGGGUGCCCGCCCCGGCGCUCCUUCACCAUUCGCCGGCAUGGCCGGCCACUACGGCACUGCUCCGCCGCCCUACUACUACGGCGCCCCACCUGCAUCGGCACCGUACGGCGAUCCAUCUGCGUCCUCAUCAAGCGCCCCGCCUCCAUCAUGGGACCAGGCCGGGCUGAUUCACGCCCUGAACAAUCUGUCCGUGCAGCAGCAGCAGCCCGGUGCAGCUCCCAACCCCACCUGGUACCUUGACACAGGCGCCUCUGCACACAUGAGCUCCUCGUCUGGAUCGGAGCACAAGGAAGGUGAUCCUGCGCUGUGAUUCUGAUGGAGACCUGUACCCCGUACUUCCACCUCGUCCACACCACAGCCUCACCGCCGUCACCAUGGAUCUGUGGCAUCAACGCUUGGGUCAUCCCGGCCGCGAGGCCCUGGCGCACUGUCUUCGACAUGCUCCCGCUGAUCCUGGCGACAAGCUCACCACCAUCUGCCAUACAUGUCAAUUAGGAAAAAGCUCGCGUUUACCCUUUACAGAUUCUAGUCAUGUUUCAUAUUUUCCCUUUCAACUUGUUCACUGUGACAUUUGGACGUCACCUGUAUCUAGUCUGUCAGGUUGCAAAUACUAUUUAGUUCUACUUGAUGAUUACAGUCAUUUUGUGUGGA